Messenger RNA from Zingiber officinale, 4199 nucleotides. Its product is annotated as putative E3 ubiquitin-protein ligase LIN. NCBI's taxonomy places the organism in Eukaryota, Viridiplantae, Streptophyta, Magnoliopsida, Zingiberales, Zingiberaceae. Gene Ontology annotation, molecular function: ubiquitin-protein transferase activity; protein binding. Gene Ontology annotation, biological process: protein ubiquitination. Bases 41 to 4078 code for a protein of 1345 amino acids. The transcript is spliced from 14 exons. The record is from RefSeq and is a predicted model, not a curated record.
UCCUCGCCAGGUAGGCGUCCGAUGAUCUGCUGCCGGUGAAAUGAUGGCCCCGACUCCAGCAGCCGUUCUCCGCCACACCACCGCCUUCCUCGACGAAGCCCUUUCCAACGCUGAUCUUCGUCACCGCAUCCUCUCAUCCGCGCGCUGGACCAUCCCCUCCGCCUCACCCGCCUCCGUCCGAGCCCUCUCCCUCCUCUCCGACGCUCUCGACUCCUCCUCUCCCACCGCCUCCUCCGCCGCGGACAAGAUCCUACUCUCCGUUUCCGGAAGAAACCCACUCUCCGCCGUCCUCCUUGCCCUCGCGCACGCCCUCCGUGGCCGAGCCGCCGCGGCCGCCCUCGCCCUCCUCGAUCUCUUCUCCCUCGAUCCAUCCCUAGCCCGCCACGACGUCGCACCGGCGGUCUUUGAGGCGCUCUUCCUCCCGCACCUCCUUCCGGCGCUCCGCUGGUUCGCGGACCAGCGGUCGCGCAUCCUCUCUUCUGCCUCCCUUCGGCGGGGAAGCCCGAAGGAUGAAGAGGACGAGGAGCGGUCGGUGGAGUCGGCGGCCGCGAUGAGCCUACUGUCGCAGAUGAGUGGGGGGCAAGCGGGGAGGUUGAAAGAGUUAGAGAGGCGGUAUGAGGACGUUAUUGAUGCAAAUUGCAGGGUUUAUGCAGAGUACCUGAAGGGGCUGGUUCAGACGGGUGGCGGAGGACGACGUCAGCCCUCAGCACCACCGCAGUUGGUUUUGACGAGUACUGACGAUGAGGAAGCGGGAUCUGAUGGGACGGUGGAGCAGGAGAAGGUAGAAACGAGCGAAGCUAUCGGAUUCAGGGACGGACGGUAUAAUCCAAUUUGGGCAGAAGCAGAUCCUUCUGUUGAAUUCUUUAGCAGGCAAAAUAGCCGACUCCAAACGAACAAUACAAGAGUUCCACCUGCAUAUCCUCAAAGGGUGUCUCCAGAAUUCUUUGCCGGGCCACCAUUUAGAGAUUACAGAACUGCUGAAGUUAAGUGGGGCCCGGAUAAUGGACCUACUUAUUUAUCUGAAGACAAUUUGGAGUGCUCUUCUUCUGAGAUCGAUCUUGAUGUAGAGGAAAGGAAAACAAACAGAAAAGUGUUAGAAACAAAUAGCCAACAGCUUCAGAGGCAUGCACAAGGCUCUGCAGAACGGAUAUGUAACCCGAGUAUGCAAAUGACUGAUUCUAGUAACACCUUUUCCGUGAGUAAACAAAUUCCUCCCAAGGAAUUUGUCUGCCCAAUAACAAGCAAUCUGUUUGAUGAUCCUGUGACACUUGAGACUGGCCAGACCUAUGAGCGCAGAGCGAUCCAAGAAUGGCUUGACCGUGGAAACUCAACAUGCCCCAUCACACGGCAAAAACUCCAGAGUACUCAAUUGCCCAAAACCAACUAUGUCCUAAAACGACUUAUAGCUAGCUGGCUGGAAGAGAAUCCAUAUUCUACUCCUAGUAGGUUGGAGGAUUCUCCUGGUGAGAAUUUUAGAGAUUCGAGUAUGUCACAAAGCCCAUCUUCACCACCGAGUGCUGUAACCCAACCUUCAAAUAUUGACGUCUCUUCUACUGAUAUUCGUCUUGCAAUAUCAUGCCUCUGCACAUCUGAAUUUCUUGAUGAAUCAGAGAAGGCUGUUCUCCAGAUUGAAACGUUCUGGAGGAAUGCUAGCUUAGAAACUGAGAUAACAGCAGUUCUCUCAAAACCGGCAGUUAUAAAUGGUUUCGUUGAAAUCUUGUUCAAUUCUGUUGACCCGAAUGUACUGAAAGUGACAAUUUUUCUGCUAUCCGAGCUGGCUUCAAGAGAUAAAUUUGUUAUUCAAACACUUAACAGGGUUGACUCUGAUGUGAAAUGCAUGAUUGCACUAUUCAAGAAGGGUUUGAUAGAGGCAAUAGUUUUGAUAUUUCUGUUAAAUCCUCUAUUGGAAACCCUUAUUGAGAUGGAUAUUGCUAAUGCUAUUCUAAUGGCUAUUGCAAAGAAAGAUGAUGAAUUAAUCAAGAUGUGUAUGAGCCCCAUGACCGCUUCAAUUCUUAUCUUAUGGAAAAUCUUACAAGAAGGUAAUAGUGGUUUAUCCAACAUUGUUCGCUCAAUUAUAUCAGAUAGAGUACUUGACAGAAUAUUGCUGAGCUUGGAAGCCGAGAUGGUGGAGGAAAGGAUUGCAGCAACUGGGAUUGUGCUAAAAUGCAUGGGAGAGGAUGGGCGUUCCAGGAAACUAAUUGCUGAGAGAGUACAACUUGCACCAGUUCUGGAAAGCUUUGCCAUUGUGAAUGAUAUGGAGCGCUUUCAGAUUAUUUGCUUUCUUUUCGAGUUAACUAAGCUCAGCAGGAGAUUGUCCAACGAGAAGGUUCUUCAAGCUAUAAAAGGUGGAGGUGCUUUUAGUAUGAUGCAUUCACUCCUCAUCUACCUUCAAACUACGCCAAUGGAACAAUCCCCUGUUGUUGCUGGUCUUCUUCUCCAGCUAGAUCUUCUGGUGGAGCCAAGAAAGAUGAGUAUAUACCGUGAAGAAGCUGUAGACACACUUAUCACGUGCCUCAAAAAUGUGGAUUUUCCUAGCAUUCAACUGAGAACUGCUGAGACAAUCUUAGCUCUCUUAGGAAGAUUUUCAUCCUCUGGAAGGCCUCUUGCUCGAGCUCUUCUUUUAAAGCAUGCUGGAAUAAGAAAAGGCUACCGAGCACUAAUGGAAACUGAGCAGACUGGCCAAGCUCCUGAAGGAUCUGAGCACAAUCUGGAAGAGGAAAAGGCUGCUGAAGCUUGGGAAAGGAAAAUGGCCUUUGCUUUAGUGAGUCAUGAAUUUGGGCUUCUCUUUGAAGCUUUAUCUGAUGGUUUGAAGAGCAGAAAUCUUGAGCUGUCCUCUUCUUGUCUUGUCUUGGCAACCUGGCUUAGUUAUAUGCUCUCCCUACUCCCUGAUACUGGGGUAAGAGGGGCUGCACGAGUCUGCUUGAUGAAACAAUUUAUCACAAUUUUGAAGUCCGCAAGGCAUACUGAUGAGAAAGCACUUUCAAUGCUUGCCCUCAGAAGUUUCAUGCAUGAUCAAGAAGGUCUAUUCAAUCUUACUCUUUAUAUUAAAGACAUAUUGAAAACGUUAAGGGAGCUCAAAAAGUCAUCUAUAUUGGCAUAUGAGAUGCUAAAACUUUUAUCAGAUGGUCAUGAUUCAAGCAUUAAAGAUAUGUGGGUCUAUAAGGAAUUGAUGCAAGUAGAUUGCAGCACAAAUGGUGAAGUCGUAUCAGUAAUAUGCUUCAAGAAUAUGAUAUUCUCUGGCCACCUCGACGGAAUGAUAAAGGUCUGGAAAGGUGAUGAGAAUCUUCUUAGUCUGUUACAAGAAACACAUGAACACUCUAAGGCAGUCACCACUUUGGCCAUACUGAAGCCCAGUGACAAAUUAUACAGUGGGGCACUGGACAAAACUAUAAGGGCGUGGGCUAUUCUUGAUGGAAAGAUCCACUGCACAGAAUUUUUUGAUAUGAAAGAUUCAGUGCGUAAUCUUAGUGUUACAAAUACCUUUGCUUGCUUCACUCCACAAAAUUCUGGUCUCAAGGUACUAUCUUGGAAUGGAGGCUCAAAGACUUUUAAUUCCGGUAAGAAUGUGAAGUCUUUGGUUCUUGUUCAGGGGAAGCUAUACUGUGGUUGCAAUGACAGCAGUAUUCAGGAAAUAGAUUUGGCUACUGAAACGUCUGUUACAAUUCACCCUGGUAAAAAGAAGUUGUUGGGGAAGGAAACUCCAAUUUAUGCUGUGCAAGUACGUGAUGGGCUGAUUUUCUCAGCUGGAAUGUUUGUAGAUGGUGUAGCAGUUAAGAUAUGGAGUACUUCUGAUUACAGCCUCGUCGGAUCUAUACAAUCUUCCAUAGAGGUAAGGGCGAUGGCCAUCAGCAAAGAAUUGAUAUAUCUGGGCUCCAAAACUGGAACUUUAGAGAUUUGGUCCAAAGAGAAGCACACCGCUGUGGGUGCUCUUCAGAUAGGCACAAAUUGCAGGGUUCAAUGCAUCGACGUUGAUGAGGAAGGAGAAAUGCUGGUGAUAGGAACAUCCGAUGGACGGCUUCAGGUAACUACUGCUCAUUCUCUUCUAGCAUGGGAAUCAACACCAGACUGUGAGGACUGAGAGCAUGCCAAUAUGCACGUUGUUUGUUUGAACUUGCAAUGACUGAUACCAAAUCAUAAAAAUUGCAGGUCUGGGGCUUGACUUGAAGAAAUAUAUAUCUAUAAAUAAAUAAUUAAGCAUA